UGCUGAUUUCAAACAUCUACUCCGGAGAUACUGAAGAAAAACCAAAACCCUCAGUGACCAUUAAACCUGCUCAACAUGUAUUCAGAGGAGAGAGAGUCACUCUCAGAUGUGACAUAUAUGUUGAAGGAGUCACUAGCUGGCAGUACGGCUGGUAUAAAGAUGGUUCAGGCAAUGCUUUCAGUGAACUACAGGAACACACAUUCGGUUCUGUUACCGAGUUUGACGCAGGUAAAUACUCCUGUUAUGGAGUAGAGACAGAAGGAUCACGAACAUUACACCGCAGUGAAGACGUUACACUGACAGUAUCAGAUAAAGCCCAGGCAGUUUUAAGUGUUUCUCCACAGACGUGGUUGACUGAAGGAGAUCCAGUGACUCUGAUCUGUGAGGUUAACAGCUCCUCUACAGGCUGGACAUUCAGCUGGUUCACUGUAACUGUCUCAGACUACAGAUAUCGUUAUGAGCUGCUCUCAGACAGCAGCAGAGGAGCUGGAGGAAACUACACUGUCAGUUCUGCUGCUCUAAAACACACAGGAGUUUAUGUGUGCACAGCAGAGAGAGGAAAACCAGCCAAUAACACAACCAUCAGCAACACACAGUUAAUAUGGGUCACUGCUGUAAUUGUCUUCUCAGGUGUUUCUCCUCCAGUCUCUCUUAUCGUCAGUCCCAGCAGAACUCAACACUUCACAUUUGUCUCUCUCUCUCUGAGCUGUGAGGACCAGAGUAACUCUACUGGAUGGACAGUGAGAAGAUACAGAGACAGCUGGCGGCUGGAAGAUUGUUCAUCAUCAAUGUCGGGAUCACAAACAGGAUCUACAUGUACAAUCAGAGACACCUUCACAGAGGACACUGGAGUGUACUGGUGUCAGUCUGAAUCUGGAGAGAAAAGUCAUCCUGUUAAUAUCACUGUACACUUUGGUGUGAUUCUGGAGAGUCCUGUUCAUCCUGUAACUGAAGGAGAAACUCUGACUCUACGCUGUUUAUAUAAACAUACAACCCCACCAAACCUCAGAGCUGAUUUCUAUAAAGAUGGGUCACUCAUCCAGAGUCAAACUACAGAGAUGAUCAUCUCUAAUGUCUCAAAAUCACAUGAGGGUUUCUACUCCUGCAAACACCCAGAUGGAGAGUCACCCAAGAGCUGGAUCUCAGUCACAGUGUCUCAUUCAGGAUAUCUGAUCUCUGUCCUCCACACACUCAGUUCUGUGCUGGCAGUUUCUCCAUAUCUGCUCGUGACAGUCGUGCUGAUUUUCAAAUGCUGCAGGAUGAGAGUUGCAUCUGUUGAAGAGCAAGAAACUGCGAUCUGAUCUUAAUCUGUCGUGACGGUGAGAAAACUUCAGCUUCAUCCUGGAAUCUCUCAGUUUCUCAGUUCAGACUGAACAUGCUCGCUUACUGUAAAAGUCACGUUUUAGGAGUGACUCCUUUUGGCAUCUCACAGUUGUUAAAGUCAACAUGAACCAGCAUCACAACUCUUUUGACUUCUGAGUGAAACAGAAUAUUCAACGAGAAAAUGUGUAGCGAAGAACUUGAUUUGAUCCAUCAGGAAUUAAUUGGAUUGUAAAAAAA
Messenger RNA from Sinocyclocheilus grahami, 1560 nucleotides. Its product is annotated as Fc receptor-like protein 5. Gene Ontology annotation, biological process: cell surface receptor signaling pathway; immune response. NCBI's taxonomy places the organism in Eukaryota, Metazoa, Chordata, Actinopteri, Cypriniformes, Cyprinidae. The record is from RefSeq and is a predicted model, not a curated record. Gene Ontology annotation, molecular function: transmembrane signaling receptor activity. Gene Ontology annotation, cellular component: external side of plasma membrane. The annotation marks the transcript as partial. The transcript is spliced from 8 exons.